AUGCAUCUUUAUUUAUCAUCAAAUCCUAUUAGAAAUACAGGAAUGAACUAUAUCAGAGAUUUAAUUCGAAAUAAUCGAAAUCUCCAGCAUUUAUCCUUAGAUGAUAUUGGAAUAUUAGAUCGUGGAAUCCAAAUUGUUAUUGAUGUACUUAGUUCAAAUUCACCAUCUAUUCGAUGUCUUGAUCUUCGAUCAAAUGAAUUCAUCAUAGAUGAAUCAGUAGAUUUUCUUCAUCAAAUAGUUAAAUAA
Molecule: messenger RNA, 246 nt
Organism: Rotaria sordida
Lineage: Eukaryota; Metazoa; Rotifera; Eurotatoria; Philodinida; Philodinidae
Source: the annotation of a GenBank genome assembly